Molecule: messenger RNA, 5368 nt
Organism: Anneissia japonica
Lineage: Eukaryota; Metazoa; Echinodermata; Crinoidea; Comatulida; Comatulidae
Product: PH-interacting protein-like
Exons: 34
Coding region: 138-5174 (1678 amino acids)
Biological process (GO): regulation of transcription by RNA polymerase II; regulation of cell shape; cytoskeleton organization
Cellular component (GO): nucleus
Molecular function (GO): protein binding
Source: RefSeq, a predicted model, not a curated record
UGACCUCUACUACUACGGUACUGUUCUUGGUUUAUUUUCGCCGCCAGUUUGUGGCGUCUAUGUAUUGUAAAAUUGUAUAAACAGGGUAUUAUUUGGAAUAAAAAUCUCCAUGUCGACAAACAUUUGUUUCUUAGACAAUGUCUAAACAAGAUGAUGCCCGUAAAAAUGUAAAGGAUAUUGAGAGAGAGUUGCACUUCCUAAUUGUUAAAUUUCUAGAAAAUGGACCUUGUAAAAAAUCAGCAGAGAAUGUACGGCGCGAACUGGAAGAGUAUGGGUUGCUUCCAAGACGAUUUGAUUGGAAAGGCAAUGAGCAUUUGAAUAGCUUUGCAAACUUAGCUAGUACUUUAAGCCAUAUAAAGGGAGAUCACCUAUUGAAGGUAUGUGAACGUGUUGGGCCAUUGCUUGACCGUGAUGUAAAACCCAGUGUCGUAGGAGUUAAGUCGUUGCUUGGGGCAGGAAGGCAUUCGCUCUUACGGACAGCUGAAGAUGUGAAACCAAGGGCGUGGCCACUUUAUAUGCAUAGUGCCACAACCAAUCAAUGUCCCCUUUUUCCACCAAGAAAACUUGGCAGGGUACCAAAUAUUUGUCACGUUCUCAGUGGUCGUAAAAAUGUUGGCCAAGCGCGAACUUGUCAUCUUCUGCCGUUGGAGAAAUAUAAGUCAAUCUCGCAGCAUUUGCGAACGUUAGGUCAUCUUUCGUCAGUCUACUGUAUCUUGUUUGAUAGGAGCGGCAACCGAAUAUUCACCGGUGCCGAUGACCACCUGGUUAAGAUCUGGGGUAGUCAUUCGGGCCGACUUUUGGGCACGCUCAGAGGACAUGCGUCAGAAAUCGUUGACAUGCAUAUUAAUUACGAGAACACAUUAAUUGCUGCAGCUAGUGUGGAUAAAUUAAUUCGAGUCUGGUGUUUACGGACAAUGGCACCGGUCGCUGUGCUUCAAGGACAUACGGGCAUGAUAACGUCGCUCGAGUUUUCACCUUUGAAUUGUGGUCCAGUGCGAUACCUGGCCAGCACGGGAACGGACGGCUGUGUCUGCUUCUGGCAAUGGAACCCAGCCACGAACACAUUCAAUAACAGACCAGUUCGAUUCCUGGAGAGAUCAAGGUCAGGAGCGCAAAUGCUGUGUUUGUCUUUCAGUCCAGGCGGUACUUUUCUUGUGACUGGAAGCUCAGAUCAGUUAGUUCGUGUUUACAUGUUUGCUGGAUCAGGACCUGAGAAAAUCGCAGAGAUUGAAGAACACGCGGAUCGUGUGGAUAGCAUUGGCUUUUGCCACGCAGGUGAUCGCUUUGUUACAGGAAGUAAAGAUGGCACAGCGAGAGUGUGGCGUUAUGAACGUCAAGAAUGGAAAAGUAUGUCUCUCAACAUGUCCACCAGAUUGCAAAGCUCAAGGCAGUCAACGACAGAGGAAAGCAACAAAAUUAUGAAGAAUCGAGUCACUAUGAUUGGCUGGUCUCUCCUAGACGAGUUUGUUGUAACAGCGGUCAACGACCUCUCAGUCAGAGUCUGGAACUCAAACACCGGCAAGCUACAGUAUGAAUUAAAGGGUCACACAGAUGAAAUCUUUGUCUUAGAACCAUGUCCGUCCGAUCCGCGAGUGUUUCUAAGUGGUGGUCAUGAUGGCAUGAUCAAUCUCUGGGACCUUCAGACAGGUCAAAAAAUAAGCAGCUUUUGUAAUUCAAUAGAGGGCCAAGGACACGGUGCAGUAUUUGAUUGUAAGUGGUCUCCAAAUGGUUGGUAUUUCGCUUUUACAGACUCUCACGGUCACCUGAGUAUUCAUGGAAUGGGUUCCGGUGAGAACUAUAAAAAGGUACCAUAUGAACAGUUCUUUCACACGGAUUACCGACCGCUGAUGCGUGAUGCAAACAACUAUGUCCUAGAUGAACAGACGCAACAAGCUCCACAUCUCAUGCCUCCGCCAUUCCUAGUUGACAUGGAUGGCAAUCCUCAUCCACCCAGCUUUCAAAGAUUAGUACCUGGACGUGAGAACUGCAAGGAUACCUCAUUAAUACCGCAGAUAGGAGUAGCACCAAAUGGUGAGCCCGGCGUUAUUGGUGAUGUCCCACGCAAUGAAGACCAGCAAGCUGCCAGCAUAUUAGACACAUUAAUUAUGAGGAUGCAACAGAAUCAGAAUAAUCCUGUGGUGGAUGAGGACGAUAGAAAUCAACCAGGGCCAUCAAAUUUCCACCCAAGCACGCCUGGAAGAGACAGAAACAAUCAUGGCCCUUUAAGUCCGGCCGCUGUAUCUCCACGAGGAGUUCGGCGUAGUGGACACAUAGAGGGCGUGCGUCAGUCGACUGGUAACGUUCUUGUAAGCCAGCAAGCCUCUCAAGCGGACUUGUUGGCUUGGAGCAGAAGAGUAGUUGUACGAGAGCUUCCGCUUUAUGUAGCCAAGAGGCUGGAAGAAAAACGAGAGGCAUAUCGUGAGAACGAAUUAAGUAAAUUCAAAUCAGAGAAGAAGAAAAAGCCGAAUGUCUUGCCAAGGACUGAUUCUAUGGAUUCAAUAGAAAGACUUCUUAGAAAGAGAAAGAAAGGCUGCAAUAUUCAUAACUACCAAACAAGGUCAGCUCAAGAUGACCCUUAUUCAUUACCUGGUCCAGGAACUAACAAUAGCGGUGGAUCAGAAGAUGAGACUGGUAAUAAUAGUUUAGUGUUGGAGAGUUCAGAAGAGGAAAUGCAGUGGGAGAGCAGUAAUUCCAGUAACAGCGAUUCUAGUAGUGAGUAUUCGGACUGGAUCGCUGAUGCUGGGAUUAACUUGCAACCACCCAAACGGCGAACAAAUAGAGUAAAACUGGAGACAGAUUCAGAAACGGAAUAUGAAGCAAAUGAAGUCAAGAGAAAAGAGGUACCCCAACGAAGGAAAAAAGAAAAAAGAAAAAAGAAACCACUGCCACGAAGAGAUUUAGAAGGCCCAUUAGAACACAUGUUGCCUGAUGAGUACAAACCUUCGCCCUGGAUCACAGACUCAAUUCCAAGACGAUGUCCAUACAUUCCACAGAUGGGAGAUGAGGUCAUGUACUUCCGCCAGGGUCAUGAAGGUUAUGUAGAUGCAGUGAAAAGGUUAAAGGUCUAUCCUAUUGACCCCAAAAAGCAACCAUGGCAUAGGAGAGAUAUUAGGGAGCAAGAGCUUGUAAAAGUCGUAGGUAUCAAGUACACAGUUGGUCCUCCAACUUUAGUUGGUCUUAAAUUAGCAUUUAUUGAUCCAGAAACAAGAAAACCUACAGGAGAACAUUUUCUUAUAAACCUUAUUGUGCUGAACAUCCCUGAAGAAGUUGGUGGCAGUGUCCCAUUGAACGAUGAAGAACUCCGCCAGAUGUUGUACUCUCCAGAAAAUGGAGAGUGGGGCAAGAGAGACCAGGACACCGAAUGUGAUAGAAUCAUAGCUGGGAUAGAUCAAGUGUUACUCCUUAGCGAGGCAGAACCUUUUAGUACGCCCGUGGAUUUGGAUCAAUACCCGGCUUACGCUUACGUUGUUCCAUAUCCAACGGACUUAAAUAGCAUCAUGUCAAGAUUGGAGAAAAGGUUCUACAGGAGAAUAUCAGCAUUGAUUUGGGAGUUACGACUUGUAGAACAAAAUGCAAUAACAUUCAAUGAGAAAAGCAGCAUGAUUGUGAAGCAGGCUGAAAUAAUCACCAAAGUAUUACUGGAGUUCAUAAAUGAUGAUGGUUGUGAUGAUAUCAUGACGUUGUACAACCGGUUGUCAGCUGAUCAAGACGAAGAUGUUAUGGUUGAUGUUGAUGAUCUAUCGGACGAAGAAGUUGAACCCUCUUCAAGCAAUAAAAGGAAACGAGGUGAUGACACAAGUUCACAUAAACGGGUUAAAAUGGAAAAUCCAUGUUAUAACAGCAAGGCAUGGAUGCAGCAAUGUAAGGAGCUCUUGCAGUUUAUCUGGGAAAGCCAGGAUGCUGAGCCAUUCCGUUACCCAGUGGACCAGUCAAUAUAUGUGGAUUAUCGAGAUAUCAUUGACGUACCAAUGGAUUUGAGCACAGUCCGUGAUCAGCUGACAGCAGGCACUUACCUCAACCCGGCAGAACUGUGCAAAGAUGUACGCUUAAUAUUUACCAAUGCAAAGAACUACACACCAAGCAAGAAGUCUAGAAUUUCUGGUAUGAUAUUGAGAUUGUCUGCAUUGUGGGAGGAAAGAAUCCGUUCAAUUCAAGGAGAUUAUAAAUCGGCCUUGAGGUAUGAAAGACAGGUUGGAAGAGGUUUCCGAAGGAAAGUUGACCGAAAACAAGAAAGUUACAAUGAUGGGUCCACUAGCACGUCAUCUAUUUACAGUACUAUGUCCAGACGUCCUUCUCUUAGGUUUAAAAAUAAAAACAAAGUAAACCAAUCCAGUUCUCAAACACACUCCAGUAAAGAACAGACGAAUCAUGCACCUGUAAAGGAGGAAGAGGAGGAGGAGGAGGAAGAAGAAAAACCGCAACCACGUAUCAGGGUCACUCGCAGUAGUAAAACGGUUGUUCAUAAUGAUGAUGAUGAUGAAGAAGAUGAUGAUGACGAUGACGACGAUGAUGAUGAUGAUGAAGAUGAGGCAGACGAUGAUGAAGAUGAUGACGAAGAAACAGAAGUUGAAGAAAGUGAGGAGGAAACACCACAACCAAGACGGAUGAGUACAAGAUCAAGUGAUAAAAUAUCACCUCAAAUGACGAGAAGCAAAUCAAAUCCAAGUGCUUCAACAAAUGGAUAUAAAAGCCAGAAUACAGGGAGGAGAGGAAAUAAGAAAAAGAUUGAAGAAAGUGAAGAAGAGGAAGAAUCCGAUAGAAACAGUUCUUCAGCAUCAGAUCAUGAAGGCAAUGGUCAUGAAAGUGACACAGAAAGUUACAGUUCAGAUGAAAUAACUCAAACUGUUCAAAAGAAGUCAAAAACUGUGAAAAGGACACGGAAACCUGCAACAAGAAACGUUGGAAGGCGAUCCACUAGAUUAAGAAAACGAAUCACUUCAGCUGACUUUGAGUACGAGUUUCCUAGAAGUGCUAAAAACGUUCCAAAAAUGAGAACCAGAAAUGCUGCAAAAAGGAAUAUAGUUCGGGACGAUAGUUCCGAUGAGGAAAAUUCCUCGGAGGAGAACAGUAGCGAAUCCGAGUCAGAGCAAGAGAUUAUACCUCAGAGUGUUUCGAGUAGAGGGCGAGUUCGACGAUUAACCCCACGUGCAAGGGCAAGUUUAAAUGGGGACUAGUUUUUGAAAAGAUAAAAAAAAUUGUCUACCUCGUCAUGUUUUUGAGUGUGAAAGCUGAUUGAAAGUUAUUUGUUGAAAAGUUUCUUAUGAUUCUUUUCAUAAUUCAUGGACAGUUUUUGGAACUGUUUCGUAAAGUUUUCUUUUAUAAAAACAUUCUUGUAUAACUAGUUCUAAUGUUACUUCAUUUAAUGAUG